Molecule: messenger RNA, 3571 nt
Organism: Polyodon spathula (Mississippi paddlefish)
Lineage: Eukaryota; Metazoa; Chordata; Actinopteri; Acipenseriformes; Polyodontidae
Gene: fam113
Product: family with sequence similarity 113
Exons: 8
Coding region: 98-1324 (408 amino acids)
Source: RefSeq, a predicted model, not a curated record
CCAUGCCUUACCGAUUCCCGUAAUGGAUUACAAUCAUUACAUUUAUUUGCCUGUCUUUUUUAGCAGUAUAGUUUGAAACACUUGAAUUGUUGAAGGCAUGAAGGAUAUUUGCAGGGAACAUGCUCGCCUUUUGCUGCACAACAAGUUUGUUGUGAUUCUAGGGGACUCAAUUCAGCGUUCAGUUUACAAGGAUCUGGUUUUGCUGUUGCAGAAGGACAGCCUUCUUACAGUGUCUCAGCUCAGAGCCAAGGGAGAGCUGAACUUUGAGCAAGACUUCCUGGUGGAAGGUGGGAAAAUCGGUGGUCUGACCAAUGGGACGGAGUACAAGGAGGUACGGCAGUUUCAUUCUGCCCAUCACCUUGUCCGCUUUUACUUCCUGACCCGUGUUUACUCAAACUACGUGGAGAGCAUCCUGGCAGACUUCCAGGCAGGGCCACAACCAGAUGUGCUGAUUGUGAACUCCUGUGUGUGGGAUGUGUCCAGGUACGGCGCGAGCUCCAUGGAGGAGUACAGAGUGAACCUGGGGAAAUUCUUCACCCGCCUAGGGGAGGUGCUGCUCCCGGAGUGCCUGGUCAUGUGGAAUAUGGCCAUGCCUCUCGGCAAAAAGAUAUACGGGGGCUUUCUAAUACCUGAGUUACAGCACCUGGACCAGUCACUGCGUUCCGACAUCAUCGAGGCAAACUUCUACAGCGCUACGCUAGCAGACUCGCACAAGUUUGACGUGCUGGACCUGCACUACCACUUCCGCUUAGAGCUGCAGAACCGCACCAAGGACGGAGUGCACUGGAACCAGCUCGCUCACCGCAAGAUCACCUUUCUCCUCCUGGCACACAUAGCCGAGGCCUGGAACGUGGCGGUGCCGGACAGCAAGAGGCCAAAACUGCUUCGUAAUGAGAACAUUGAGUACAGCCCUGCUGCACGCCAGCAUUGCAGCAGAGAAGCGCUCCAGCCUUACAUUUAUAGCAGUCCUGAUGCAGAACCUGCAUGGAGGCCGAACUCAAAUUACCAGAAUCCUCCCUGGAAGGCCUGUGAUGGAGGUUCAAAUAAAAGAUUUCAGGACGACUCCCCGCUGAUCAGUAUGUCUGCUUCUGACAUGGGCUUCACCACUGGUUACAUCAGCUUUGAGGAGCACCACAGCAACCAUUACAACAGAAGCAACACCAUGAAUGAUCCACAUUUGGGUGGGAUGUCUGUGUAUAAUGAUGCUCCUUACUCGUCGGCUGCCUAUGAAAACAGAAGUAAUUCUGUUAUGAAGCAACGCCCUGUGAAGAGAUACUGUCCUCCAUACAAGAGGCCCAAAGCAAAGCCCUAUUAUAGAGACUGAGUCCUGGAGAGUGCACCGAGCAACACUGGCAGGGCAAGAACAUGGCAUUCUUUCCUAAAUUUACUUCUUUUUCUAAAUUACAUAUAUUCAAAACAAGGAAAUAGUUUUUGUAACUGUUGCUAGAAUGAUGCGCCUGUUAGGGAGAUGUAAUAAUGUUUUUGUGUUUUAUAUCUGUUUGUUUGAAUUUGAUCACUUCCAGAAGUUGGAUUUCAGAAGUUCUUUUGUAUGUUAUUUUUGGUUGGUUAGAGCUAAACGUAGUUGAUCGUUUAGUCCUGUCCUUGUUUUUAUGUAUGUUUUUGUAAUGGUUAAUAAAGUACAUUUUGGGUUAAAAGCUGAAAGCCUUUUUCUUCGUUGGGUGGCUAGUAGCUUCGUGGUCAGAGCUCAGGCUCUCGAGUUAAACUGUAACUUGCGUGGUAAGGUGUCAGGUGAAGUCCUGGAAGGGUGGUAUAUUGGAGCGCAAAUUCUGCAAAGCCCCUGUCCUUUACGUAUGUGGUGAUGAGGUUACAAGGAAAUGUAGUCACAUGGUUUUAAUAGUGGACAUUCAUUAAGCUACCUUUUGUAGGAUGCAGUGGGUGGCAGGACAGGUGCUGCUCAAUCAGGAUAAUGCUUAGCACAUGCAGCUUGUUACCUUUGUGCAUAUGUAAGGCAGUCUCUAGCCUCAUUCUGGUUGGGGAUUUGAGGAGUGAAACUUGUGAAUCUGGUGUUUUUGUGAGUGAAACAGUUUGUGGCUGAAGACAAAGAAAGGAGUAUUGACUUGUGCAGGAAAGCCUCCUUCCUGUACCUGUUUUGUGUGUGACCUCUAUUGAACUACCACCUUAAUUAAACAAUUACAGGUGUUUCCCUAUUGAACAAAACCCAUGUUUUCCCUUGCAACACUGGAAUGUCAUGAAUGUGGCAAAGCUACCUCACUUUGUCAGUUUUUCUUUUUUUUCCUCAUUUGGGAAACUAGAAAACAUGAAAAUAAAUCUAAUUUAUUAAAUUCCCUUUCAAACAAAGAACUUUAAUUUGAGUUCUUAAGUUUAUUUUUUAUAGAACAUUUCAAAUGCCACGUAAGAAAAGAUCAUAGGUGCAGGGUUAGCAAAACAAAUAACAAAUGGGUCAUUCUAACAGGUGCAGUAAAGGGGUAUACAGUCCCUCUGUCAUGCUUUCAUAUAUAAAUAUCUUCAGAUAACUGAUCUACACAACUAAGGGCUUUUCCAGUUGUGGAGUACCAGAAUCUGGGCCUAUAUGUUUGUACAGUACGUACAUAGUCAUGUUCGUCAAUGUUUUAAUGUCUCCAAUUUUGAAUUUAAAGCACUUUAAUAAAUGUUAUUCUGUUCUUCCUUUCUGACCAGUGCCGAUUUAUUUAAACUGAUAAUUUAGGAAUGAACAGGUAAAUACAAUGAAUAAUUCAAGUCUUUUGUCAUUUAAGAACAGGGAAUGUUUUGCAGCUCAUUCAUACUCCCCUGCAUUAUACAUAAAAUGUGCAAUAAAGAAAACUAUGCUCCACACUUGUCCUUGACCAGUAAAACUUUAUUAACUGGAGGGGACCAGUGACUGGUCUGGAAUACAGAGUAUAGAAUGUAAUUCCUCUGCACAUGCACUCACUAAAGCACAGGACUGGAAAGAAGGGAAAUCCGUCACACAAGGUACUGCGUAGGGCUGAAACACUUCUUUCACAUCACCAGUAGGCUGUUCAUGGUAUCAACAGUAGUGUAGAGGAGAUUGUAAAGAGAAAAAAUGCUUUAUAAAUUUGUUGAUUUAAAUGUGUUCCUUACCCACUUGCUUCUAGCUGUAAGUAAUUAUAUGAUGUCUUGUUGGGACGUUCGUGGUGCACUUGCGUGUUGCAUGUGAAUAACUUCCCCUGUUCUGAUAAAAUGUAGCGCAGUGGGAUAUGAAUAAUUUAUUCGGGUUAGGUAAGUUUUCCAUCCCCUCAAGUGGAUAUUCCCAUAGGUUUGCCAGCCACGCAUAGCUAAUUGCCUUCAUUGUAAAGGUAUAACCACUGUGCAACAAGAUUCCUAUUUUCACUGUUCAUAGUCAUGAAACAAAAGUCAACUAAAUAAUAUACUGAGCAUCAAAAGAAACGUAUCACUUACAUUUGGAUAAAAUUCACUAAAUGUGACCAAAAAAUGAUAAACUCUGUUUUAGAGCAGGUGCAGUGACUUUUUAUUGUGCAGAUUGACAAUUGACAUGAAUAUGCUGCAAAAUGAUCUAUCUUAAGCAGGUCUUACUCUUGGUCUCCCGGUUCAUGGCCUGUCCUUGACCGAG